This is a messenger RNA of Raphanus sativus (radish), 293 nucleotides long. Its product is annotated as dolichyl-diphosphooligosaccharide--protein glycosyltransferase subunit 4A. The transcript has a single exon. The record is from RefSeq and is a predicted model, not a curated record. Lineage: Eukaryota; Viridiplantae; Streptophyta; Magnoliopsida; Brassicales; Brassicaceae. Bases 1 to 114 code for a protein of 37 amino acids.
AUGAUUGAUGAUCAGGACUUGGGGUUUAUAGUCAAUUUCCUUGGCAUCUUCAUCUUCGCAUUGGUUAUUGCUUAUCACUACGUAGCUGCUGAUCCCAAAUACGAAGCCACUUGAGAGUGAAUGUAUCUUUAGAUUAUGUAAUGCUUUUUAGUUUAUAUAUCUGUUUCAAACUGUGACAAGAGAAUAACAAGAGUCUUUUUUGUUUAGAAUGAAAAUGUUGUCAAGAUAAGUAAUUAUCCCGUUAUUAUUUCACUGAUCGCAAUAAAUGGUUUGUAAGAUGUCUCUCACAUUCA